Messenger RNA from Hippocampus zosterae (dwarf seahorse), 2209 nucleotides. Its product is annotated as kiaa0930. Bases 586 to 1830 code for a protein of 414 amino acids. The record is from RefSeq and is a predicted model, not a curated record. The transcript has 10 exons. NCBI's taxonomy places the organism in Eukaryota, Metazoa, Chordata, Actinopteri, Syngnathiformes, Syngnathidae.
CGGCGGGAUCCUCGAAGGAACGCAACCAACAAAACGUCAGCAUCAAGUGGCAUUGGAAAACGUUGAACUGGUGAGGCGCCAAAAACCGCCGUUUCGAACGUCUCCGGACGCUUGCCCGCUUGUUGGUAUUUUUUACAGAGAGACGACAAAACACGAACACUUCCCUACGAGCUGCCGACAACGACCGGCGCCAUUGGAAAUGGUCGGGGGGAGGGGACACCGUCCCCGGAAGUUGCGUGGGCCACGUGACUAAGCAACACGUCAAUCACACGCCCUCAACAAUCAAACUCCUUCCAAUUUCUUUAUUGAUCUCGAUUUAGUGGUCGGAAGAUCAAUCGAAGCGCCAAAGGAUGCAGUGAAGUUUGGACUUGGCCCCCGUCACGAGGACAAACACGAGCGAAUGCCUUGAAGAGGCUCCCGUUACCGGAAGUCGGAGGGGCGGGUCUCGCCGAGCUACACAACGGAGCCCGUCCGCGGGCCCGAACCGAGCGGAGCCGGGGUGAGCUGAGCUGAGCUGAGCCGAGCCGAGCCGAGCCGAGCCGUCCCGCGCCGUCCUGUCAUGGUGUCUCGGCGCGGAAGUGGGACAUGGCGUCGCUAGUGGGCUCGAGUGACGUCAACGACGCCGAACCGGACGCGUCCCUGCGUCAGAUGCUCAAGGCCAUCGCAGACGAACGCAACCGACUCGACGCUCGCCGGGACAUCGGCGGCCUGGGCUGCGUAAAGGACGACCGCAUCGUGUUCUGGACGUGGAUUUUCUCGACGUACUUUAUGGAAAAGUGCGCGCCGCGGCAGGACGACAUGCUGUUUUACGUGCGCAGGAAGUUGGCCUACGCGGACGCGGACGACGGCGAGUGCAAGAAGCAAGUGGAGGUGGAAGUUUACCGGCGAGACUCCAAGAAGCUUCCGGGCCUCGGAGACCCGGACAUUGACUGGGAGGAGAGCGUCUACCUCAACCUUGUCCUGCAGAAGCUCGACUACGUGGUGACGUGCGCCGUGUGCACGCGUUCGGACGCCGGCGACAUCCACGUGCACAAGAAGAAAUGUCAGGAAGUGUUUGCGUCUCCCAGCAAGCACGCCAUGGACAGCAAAGGCGAGGAGUCCAAGAUCAGCUACCCAAAUAUCUUCUUCAUGAUUGACAACUUUGAUGAGGUGUUCCAGGACAUGAGUGUGGGCGAGGGCGAGAUGGUGUGCGUGGAGCUGGUGGCCAGUGACAAGUCCAACACCUUCCAGGGCGUCAUCUUCCAGGGAUCCAUUCGCUACGAGGCACUCAGGAAGGUCUACGACAACCGGGUGAGCGUGGCGGCUAAGAUGGCACAGCGCAUGUCGUUUGGCUUCUACAAGUUCAACAACAUGGAGUUUGUCCGCAUGAAGGGGCCACAGGGCAAAGGUCACGCCGAGAUGGCCGUCAGCAGGGUGCCCGACGGAGCGGACGCCCACCACCAGCAGGAGGACCGCUCGCCCGCGCACGACAGGGUGACGUCGUUCAGCACGCCGCCGACGCCCGAGAGGAACCGGCCGUCGUUCUUCUCGCCGUCGCUCCGGCGCAAGGUCCCGCGGCACAAGAUGGCAGAAAUGAAGAAAUCGCACUCGGCCAACGACAGCGAGGAGUUCUUCCGGGAGGACGAGGACCAAGAGCUGGGCGGCGCCGGCAACCUGCGCUCGCGCUCGCUGUCGGGGACGGGUCGCUCGCUGGUGGGAUCGUGGCUCAAGCUCAACCGCGCCGACGACUACUUCCUGCUCUUCUCCCACCUGACCUACGUCACGCUGCCGCUGCACCGCAUCACCGCCGACAUCUUGGAGGUGCGUCAGAAGCCCAUCUUGAUGACGUAGCGGCGGCGCGGGCGCCUCGCUAGCAAGUGCCUCCCGGGCCGGCGGCCGUCCGACAAGUGCCUCCUCUUCCGACUUCUCUUGGCGCUCAUCUUCACCGCGGCACCUCGGCAAAAAACUCAGGAAGUGAGGUCACGGGCGUCUGUCUCGGAGAACGUCGCUCGACGGCGGAUUAGAAGGGACGUCGCUUGACGGGAAUCGACGUGCCGGAAGUCGGUGCGGCCGGGGGGGCCGCCCUUCUCCGCCCGGAAGGCGCGCGUCGCCCCCGACGACAUGGACUUGACUUUUAUCACCGACACGACUCGCGAUGUUGCGCGACGCACCGUGGCGCCCUUCACGUCUGUCACGCGCCAAGACGACCAAAUUAAAGCAGAGACACAAA